GCCACUCAUACAAUGCAUGAAGACCAUCCCUUGCAGCACUGCUGAGUGUGAAAGGGGCUUCAGUCUCAUGAACAAUAUAUGCACAGACAAGAGAUCGACACUGUUGUUGUCAAAUGUAAGUCAUUUGAUGAUGAUCAGCAUCAAUGGGCCCCCUGUAACACUUUUUGAGCCAAGGAAGUACGUCACAACAUGGCUGAGAAGCCAUCGCUCUGCCAUGCAAGCAAGGAGGCAAUGCACACCUCAGAUGCCUGAGUACAAACAUAUCUGGAAAGCUCUGUAGACUACCAGACUAUGUCUAGAAGUGUUCCAUCCUUUUUUCAGGGCUUGUGGACUAACACAGUGAACCCAGUAUGGACAUGUUGAGUGCUUUUUCAACCCUCAUUUAUUGAGGUGAAGCAUAUUUGUUAAUUUGUUUCUUGUUUGAAGCUAAUUUGUCUUGUAGCACUUCAAGGAU
Notothenia coriiceps (black rockcod) is the source of this 454-nucleotide messenger RNA. RefSeq lists its product as uncharacterized. Gene Ontology annotation, molecular function: protein dimerization activity. The transcript has a single exon. The record is from RefSeq and is a predicted model, not a curated record. The coding region runs from base 17 to 280 and encodes 87 amino acids. NCBI's taxonomy places the organism in Eukaryota, Metazoa, Chordata, Actinopteri, Perciformes, Nototheniidae.